AGUCCUGCUCGGAAGGCCAGAACACCCAUCUGUGUGUCCUUCCCCAGCUGCUGGAGCACACUUAGAAGUAUUACCUGCCUAUUGGGAGAUAAAAGUUGUUCCGCUUGCCACCCUCUUAUCUGAGACUCCAUGCCCAGAGCCUUACCCAUUUUUAUCACCAGCUCCCUGGCCAUCUCUAUGUGACUUCCCCCACCCACCUGAGUUCCACUUUCCCUCUGGGCUCCAAUCUCUAGCCCCCAGCGGAUCUGGUCAGUCCCACCCCUGGGUGGGAGUGACCCAGGGCUCUGGCCCAGAUUCCCCACCCUGGAAGGCAGCUCCAAGGCAGCGAGAGAAUUGGGCGUCGGGUACGAACCUGGCAGCUCAGGAGUGGGUGCACCACUCACCCCACACAAAAAGAUGAAGAAGCGCAAAGAGCUCAAUGCAUUGAUCGGCUUGGCUGGGGACAGUAGGAGAAAGAAGCCCAAGAAAGGCUCGGGCCACCGCCUCCUUCGCACUGAGCCUCCUGACUCAGACUCUGAAUCCAGCUCCGAGGAGGAAGAGGAGUUCGGUUUAGUUGGAAAUCGCUCUCGUUUUGUCAAGGGAGACUAUUUACGAUGCUGCAAGAUCUGUUAUCCCCUCUGUGCUUUUGUCAUCCUUGCCGCCUGUGUCGUGGCCUGCGUUGGCUUGGUAUGGAUGCAAGUUGCCCUGAAGGAAGAUCUGGAUGCCCUCAAGGAAAAAUUUAGAACAAUGGAAUCUAAUCAGAAAAGCUCAUUCCAAGAAAUUCCCAAACUUAAUGAAGAACUACUCAGCGAACAAAAACAACUCGAGAAGAUUGAAUCUGGGGAGCUGGGCUUGAACAAAGUCUGGAUAAACAUCACAGAAAUGAAUAAGCAGAUUUCUCUGUUGACUUCUGCAGUAAACCACCUCAAAGCCAACGUUAAGUCAGCUGCAGACUUAAUUAGUCUGCCUGCCACUGUAGAGGGACUUCAGAAGAGUGUAGCUACCAUUGGCAACACUUUAAACAGCGUCCAUCUUGCUGUGGAGGCAAUACAGAAGACUGUGGAUGAACACAAGAAGACCAUGGAGUCACUGCAGAGUGACAUGAAUCGGCACUUCUUAAAAGAGACCAAUGGAAGCAACCAGAUCAUUCCAUCACCUUCAGCUACAUCAGAAUUUGACAAUAAAACUCACAGUGAGAAUUUGAAACAGGAUAUCCUGUACCUUCACAACUCUUUAGAGGAGGUAAACAGUGCCCUAGUGGGGUACCAGAGACAGAAUGAUCUUAAACUCGAGGGGAUGAAUGAGACAGUCAGUAACCUUACCCAGAGAGUCAACUUGAUAGAAACAGAUCUGGUUGCUGUGAGCAAGGUAGAAAAGCAAGCGAACCUGUCCCUCAGCCUGAUGAAUGAUAGAGCCGCCACUCUGAAAAGAGAGUCCUUGCAUCAAGUGACCAACAGAACAGACACAUUAAAAACCCAAAGCAUAAAGAAAGAAGAUAGUUCGGAUUCUCAAGUAUCCAAGCUAAGAGAGAAACUGCAGCUGAUCAGCGCUCUCACAAACCAACCUGAGAGCAACAGGCCGCCAGACACCGCUAACAAAGAGCAAGUACAGAGUUUCACAUCAAAGCCAUCAGCAUUACCGAAAUUUCCACAGUCUCUUGGAGAUCAAAUUGAGAAAGCUGCACAGCUAAGACCUAUUGUCCUACCAGGAAUUUCUAGCAUCAAAGAUCUUCAGGAUUUAUUCCACAAGACUGGCCAGGACAUGGAUGGGAAGCUGACCUACCAGGAAAUCUGGAACUCCUUAGGUUCUGCUGUGCCAGAAUUAGAGACUUUGAGAGCAUUUGAUUCUGAUGGCGAUGGAAGAUAUUCUUUCCUGGAGCUAAGGGUAGCUUUAGGUGUCUAGCUCAUCAGGCAUAUUUUAGAAAUGGGCAUAUGCCCAGGACUACCUAAUAUCCACUCACCUAACACAAACAACCCUUUCACUUACCCAUCGGUCCUCCAGUCCUCCAAACUACUGUAGCAGACACAUUGCCACCUUUUAACUUGUUUGAAAAAGCUAUAAAGAAAAGUUAUUUUUUUAAAAAAGAAGGCCAUUUUACCUAUAUGCUAUUCAGAAAUCUAUGAUUUCCUAAAACCAAUAAGAUCUUAAUUUCAAAAUUGCCAGAAAAAAAGUCAAGCCCUUUUUUUCUCUUUCCUUUUUUUUUUUUUUUGUAGGGAAGGAGACCUUAUCUUUUAAAACUGGAAAAUGUGUAUAUAGAGAGAAUAAGCCACCUUUUAUAUUUCACAUAAAUUUGCCUUAAAUUAGCUGCACUUUAUACAGACUCAGAAAAUGUCUUUCUUUUAAAAGCUAGACCUUUUCUGUUUGUAAAUAUUUAAAAUGAAAGAGAGAAUUGUGCAUAUUUUGCGGGAAGUCGGAAGAUUGGUUUGAAAUGGGCUGUGAACAAAUGGCUUGUUAUUAAAAAUCGCUAAUGUGGUAACAACUGGAACUAUGUCCAUGACUCCUUAAGGCGCCUCCUUCAGGUGCUGCUGUGGGGUUUGGCCUGGAGGCUGGAGAAAUAGAUUUGAGGAGGUGACCCUAUAAGCACAGUGCUGCCUCCAGACUCAGGAAAGUAAGAUGCUGGUUCUUUGUUCCUGUCCCCUCAGCCGAUCCCAGCCUGUGAACCAGAAAAGUCUUGGGGGUUUUUCUCACUUUUUAUCCUACUUCAGGGUUUAUGAGCAUAAACAGUUAUGCAGUGGGGGGCUACAUUUUCCCUGCUGAGUGAGCUAGAUUAUCUCCCCCCCACCCCCAACUCAAGCCUCUCUUAGAACUGUAGCUGGCUGCCACUUCUGGGCAGGCUCCCUUCUGAAUGGCAGGCCUGUGGUCCUCAGCUCACUGUCUCCGCCUGGCUACCCAGGAGGGGCUGUAGGGGGUAGCUUUGCCCCUCAUUGUGACCCAGGAAACUCCUUGAGAUUUUACCUGGAGGCUUACCAAGAAGAACCUAGUAUGUUCCUCUGUGGGCUAAAGCCAAAGGGGUUGUAAAAUGCAGCACAUGAAAUCGUCAGGUUCCCUUAACGGUUGUCUAGCUCAGGAGUAGCUCGGGCUCGGUAGCCAGCUCCAGCUCAGAAGUAGCUAGAGGCAUCCUGUCCAGAGGGUGCCGAACAAUAUCGAGCAAGCCUGGAGCAGGGGGAUCACGUGACGGUAGCAAGUUGUUUCAAAUCUCGGAACAAGCGAGUGCAAUACUCCUCCCUUCAAAUACUUCGUAGGCCUGGUCCGAAAGGUCCCCAGACUGGAAGGAAUCACACCUCUGUGUCACCUCUGUGUGUGCUGUGCUGGUCUUAGAGGCAGGCUUUGGGCAACACAAAAGGAAGCACUCUGUGAAACUUAACUGUUCUAUAGGCCAAGUCAGGGAGAAACUAGAACUUUCAUGGCACAGACUUCUUUAGUAGAGCUCGCUUCCAUCUUAACUUCGUCCAAGUUACCCUGUUACCCAGGGAUGCCAUCGAGCACCUUUAAACAUUUAAGGGCUGUUUUUUUCUUUAUGUGGUGUUCAGAUUGGUGUUGGCUAACUUUGAUUUUUUUUUUCUGGAAGUAUUAACAUUUAGUUAAAGCAAGAUGAAGUUUUUUCCCAUGAAUGUGUCUGCUUACCUCAUUAGGGCUUAUGCUUCUCUCUCUCUCUUAAAAAAAAAACAAAAACAUUUUUUUGCCUAUCUGAGCUAUUUUCUCUGUCUUGAAAAGGUUAAAAUAUAGCAUAAAAUUAGCCUGGCACUUUAGGUAACUCGAAGACAACUCUUUUUCUUCUGGCUGCCUUCCAUGCACCCCCCCCCUUUUUAAAUAUAUAUACCCUUACAGAUUUUGUAACAACCAAAUAAAAUUCUAGCAAUAAAUUGAAUUAUACUGCUAUAUUUGUAUAUACUGUACCAUAAAUAGUAUGUCUGUACCUGGAAGGUAUUUUUUUGAGAACUGAUUUAUAGGAAAUACACUUGAGGGUAAUGUAGCUUGUCCAUUUUAGUUUCAAAUUCUUAUUCAUGGGCAGAUACUCUGAGGACCCCUUAACUCUUUUUUGUCUGUACUUUUCUUUUGUAUCAGAUAGCUACACCUAGAGAAGUCAGUUUUGUUUUUCCGUUUCUCACCUGUUCGUCCCACCUCGAGCUCGUCUGGCUUGCAUCAUCCCGAAGCCAGCUGGAUUGUACCACUUCCUGUCCCAUUUGGCAGACGUGUUCCAGCCACGCUCUCAGACUGUGUAUGCCCUCACCAUGCCGCUGCCCUGGCUCCUGAACAAGAGCAUCAGGAACUGUUGUUCCAGGUUGAGGAGAUUCAUUGGCUUAAGGGUUUGAUGAGCUUAUUCUUCAGUGUUAAUUUGGGGGUUUUAUUUGGAAGUUGUCUUGACUUCCCCAACCUGUGACUUUUGAGCUGUACUCAAGCCUCCCUUGCCUCAUAUCUCAGCUCAGAGAGGAAGAUUGGGUUUUGGUGUUUCUUUCAAAUACUUUUACCUUUUCACCCUGGCAGCUCCUACUGCUGCUUUCCUAAGUGACCCAAAGCAAUGCUUCUCGGUCCUUUUUUUCUUUUGCCUAUACUAUCUGGGGUAAUGUUUACUUCGAGAGCAUCCCUAGAAAUCAGAGGACCAAAAAGGUGUUCUAGGAAGAGAUGCGUCAAAGGAAUAGAGAACCUGGCUUAGGGAAAAGGGUAGUGUCCUCUUAAGGGCAGACAGGGACCUGGCACUUAGGACAGGACACCCUUCACCUGCUGCUGGCUACUUCUCCUGCCAGUGGUGUUUCCUCACUUUACGUUGCUUUGCUGGACGUAACCCUGUUGCCCCCACCUCCCACUGCUGGUCUUGCCGGUCACCUUUGAAGACUUUGACUGUAAUGGGCUCAUACUCAUAAUGGCCUGCUGUUGAGUUGUUUUUAGUGACAGCUUUUGUUUGCUACACACCUCAUUGGCUUACUUAGCAACACCAGCUAGAUGUGGUCCCUUCUUACAUAUCCAAACCAGAACGUAUUUGGGCAUUCCUGACGCUUUACAGUGUGUAUUGUUUGUUGUACGAACCUGACCUACCUUGUUGUUUUCUCCUAUGUAGAAAUGUAAAUCUACUUUGCUUUAGUGGAGCAGUUUUGGUUCUGUUUGGAGAGUGAAUUCAAGGUCUUUAUGACUUGAGCUUUGCUUAUUUCGUAUCAGCAAUACAGCUAUUUUAAUUUAUCUAAAUAAAACAUUUCCUUUUUCUCCCA
Molecule: messenger RNA, 5183 nt
Organism: Ailuropoda melanoleuca (giant panda)
Lineage: Eukaryota; Metazoa; Chordata; Mammalia; Carnivora; Ursidae
Gene: EFCAB14
Product: EF-hand calcium binding domain 14
Exons: 11
Coding region: 397-1881 (494 amino acids)
Molecular function (GO): calcium ion binding
Source: RefSeq, a predicted model, not a curated record